AAUGUUUGCGAUUUGUAUGUAAACAAGAAAAUUUUUAUAUUUCAUUUUUUUUUUCAGUUGAAAUUACGUGUUUUAUUCAGUUUUUCAAGAUAUUUUUGAGAAAGGAAACCACAUUGAGUAAUUUCGCUUUCAUCAUGCUCAAGCACCAUUGAUUUGCGCCAAUCUGCGUUUACGUUUCAUCAUCCACUUGCAAUAGUAAGCUGUUAGAAGACAUUUCCAUCAUAAUUUUUUUCUCAUUCAAGCACUAAAUAUACUUGGCAAUAUGAAGAUUGCUAUUGUUGGUUGUGCUCAUGGCAAGCUCGACCAAAUCUACGACAAUCUGAAACGAGAUCAUCGGAACGAAAAAAUAGAUUUGGUCAUUUGCUGCGGUGAUUUUCAAGCCGCUAGAAAUGAAUCUGAUUUACAAUGCAUGGCUGUUCCACCAAAAUACCGGAGUAUGGGUUCAUUCUAUAAGUACUAUUCGGGAGAAAAACAGGCUCCAGUGUUGACACUUUUUAUCGGCGGUAAUCACGAAGCCUCGAAUUUCAUGCAAGAAUUACCGUACGGAGGAUGGGUUGCUCCCAAAAUUUAUUACAUGGGAUAUGCGGCAGUAAUCAGAGUAGGACCUUUAAGGAUAGGAGGUCUUUCCGGAAUUCAUAAGCCUUUCGACUUCGAUAAAGGCCACCACGAAAGAGCUCCAUACGAGGAAGGCUCUCUACGUAGCGUUUAUCAUAUACGUAAUAUCGAGGUUUUCAGACUGAAACAGGUAUCAGGCGUUAUGGACAUAAUGUUGUCUCAUGACUGGCCCCAAGAAGUUUACAACUCUGGUUGUAUCAAAACAUUAUUGAUGAAUAAACCCUAUUUCAAACGAGAAGUUGACGCGAAUACACUAGGGAACAAACCGUGUAAAGAAUUAUUGGAUCAUUUAAAACCAAAUUAUUGGUUUGCGGCUCAUCUACACACUAAAUUCUCGGCAUUAGUUGAUCAUAAAUGUAAAGAAAACCCGGGCGAGAACCGCAAAACGGCGUUUUUAGCUUUGGAUAAAUGCCUGCCUAGAAGAAAAUACCAUGAAAUUAUUGAUAUACCGAGCGACGAGAACAAUUCUGAAAUAGAACUGUAUUACGACCUUGAAUGGUUGACUAUUCUUCAUUUAACGGAUCAUUUGAUGUCUUCCCGAAAAAGCACGAAUUCCAUGCCUAACUCCACAUCAUCCGGCGAAAGGUGGAUGUUCACCCCAACCGAAGAUGAAAAAAAUUUCGUUUUACUUAGAAUGAAUAACGAUUUGAAAAUACCGCUAAACUUCGAACGGACGGCCCGUUGUUACGAGUAUAACCGGAAUAGCAGGUCUAAACCUGACCCACCCAAAGCCAUACCAAACCCGCAAACCGAGAUAUUCUGUCGAAAAUUAGGAAUCCGAGAUCCGAUCGGUGGAUUUGAAAAUAUGAAUUUGUCUAGUUACGAAAAUUCCCAAUUCUCCACUCCUGAAAAAGCGAACUUUUCCAGUUUUAUCUCGUUCAGCGACAGUCCAAGGGAAAGUAGCGGUGCGAGUAUGUCGAGUCAGAAUGACGGGAGUACAGAAGAAACAGGCGGAGAUGAUUCGUCGCAAAAUGAACGGUCGUUUGAAAAUUCUAUAAAUGACGUGAACAACUCUUUUUCAUCGGCAGACUACUUUUCUUUCAUCGAUAAUCCGUCGUUAUCGAAUAGACCUGCAUCGACGCCGGUUAUUCAGAAUAAACGAAAGUACGAUUUCCCUUCCUAUAAAGAGCCGGAUAACGAAGACUCCGCCGAUUCUACUCCAAGUUUAUUACCAAUUCAAAUAGACCGUGCUGGUAACACGUCUUUGAUUAAAAGAAGAAAUGCCAAUAUUUAUCAAGAGGAAGACUGAUCGAUCGUUAGUUUUUAUCAUUUUUGUAGAUGAAUAUUUUUGAUCGUUACUACCAAUUGUGCAGAUAAUUGUAAUUAAUUUAAUGAUUGUUGUAGAUUAACAAUUUUUAUAUACCUAAUUUCUCUAAGUAUUUAUCAUCAUUGGAUUUUGCUGCUGCAAAUGAAUUAUUAUAAUAAGUACCGUGUAAUUGUGUACUAAACUUACUACGUGAUCUCUGAUGUUCUAAAAUUUUUUAUGUACAUACAUAUGUAUUUGUGCAAUAGCGUCUGUUGUUGUAUCAAUUAUGUGAUAUAUACAUCAACUAGUGAGUGAUUACACGCAAAUGGACAGUUUUGUAAUGUUUAUUAAAAUAUAAUACAAAGCUACAUAAUGUAA
Molecule: messenger RNA, 2239 nt
Organism: Planococcus citri (citrus mealybug)
Lineage: Eukaryota; Metazoa; Arthropoda; Insecta; Hemiptera; Pseudococcidae
Gene: ldbr
Product: lariat debranching enzyme
Exons: 9
Coding region: 263-1864 (533 amino acids)
Biological process (GO): mRNA splicing, via spliceosome
Cellular component (GO): nucleus
Molecular function (GO): RNA lariat debranching enzyme activity
Source: RefSeq, a predicted model, not a curated record